CCACUAAAAAUCUAAAAUCACACACACUCUGAACCUAGAAUCACUCUGCAUCUCACAUUCAUUUCUGCACUUCUAUAUACAUACAUAUGUACAUAUAAUAAAACCCUGUAUAUAUUGAAUUGUUACCAAGUUGAUAGCAAUGAAAUUAGCUUCAAUAAUACAAAAUGGAAUGCAACCCUCAAUUCAUCAUCAAAUUGAUGUGGGUUUUCUUAAAUAUCCUUGUUCUACGAAAUGGGUCAAUCUUCAAAUCAUUAAUUCCAACAAUCUUUCAGGUGUUUGCAGUAGGAAUAGGUGGGCCCGGAAGUUACAGGUUGUAUGUGCAAAAGGGGUUGAACAAGAAGAGCAAGAAUUUGCUUCUUCAGAUAAGGAGACAUCCUCGUCCAAUUCAUAUGGUAAUGCUAAAUCCAAAGGCCAUCUCAGUGUCAAUAAUGAUUUAGAUGAGAAGACCAAGGAUCUUGAAAGUUACAAGACCUCGGUUACAACUGUAGCCUUGUGUGUGUUCUCAGCUGUGGCAUUUGGAGUUGGCGUGGGAUUAAAAGAGGGGAUUGGCAAGGCAUCAGAGUUCUUUGCUGGGUACUUGCUUGAACAAAGCUUGUCUGUGGAUAAUCUUUUUGUCUUUAUCUUGGUAUUCAAAUACUUCAAGGUGCCACCUGCUUAUCAGAAUCGGGUACUUUCAUACGGUAUUGCUGGUGCAAUAGUGUUCCGCUUAUCAUUGAUACUUCUUGGAACUGCAACCCUUCAGAGGUUCGAGGCAGUGAACUUGCUACUGGCGUCAAUACUUCUGUACUCGUCUUUUAAGUUGUUUUUUGCAUCUGAAGAUGAUGAUGAUGAUCUAUCAGAAAAUUUUAUUGUGAAGACAUGCCAAAGGAUCAUUCCUGUAACAUCUGCAUAUGAUGGCAAUAGGUUUUUUACAGUUGUUGAUGGAGUUUGGAAAGCUACACCUUUGCUUCUGACUGUUGCAGUCAUUGAACUAAGUGAUAUUGCAUUUGCAGUUGACUCUAUACCAGCAGUAUUUGGUGUUACAAGAGACCCCUUCAUUGUCUUCUCAUCUAACCUCUUUGCCAUUUUAGGUUUAAGGUCUCUAUAUACACUGAUUUCAGAAAGUAUGACAGAGUUGGAAUAUCUACAGCCUUCCAUUGGCAUAGUUCUCGGCUUUAUUGGAAGCAAGAUGAUCCUGGAUUUCUUCGGGUACCACGUAUCGACUGAAGUUUCCCUCGGCUGUGUGGCAACUACCCUUAGUGCUGGGGUUCUGUUGAGUAUAUUGAAGAAAUCAGAUUAGGACGGUCAAGUAUGCACGUGGGCACCCAGCAGCUGCAUGUUCUCUCCGUUCUUGAUAAAAAAACGAAAGAGAGAAAAGAAAAAAAAAAAGAAAAAAGUAGAAAUAUACAUAUUACAAGUGAACUUCAAGAUGUUGCAUGUUUUAUAACAUGUAAAGAAUAAGAACCCUGAUCAUAAUCUAUGAAGAACACAAUUUUGCUUUGUUCA
Molecule: messenger RNA, 1485 nt
Organism: Erigeron canadensis
Lineage: Eukaryota; Viridiplantae; Streptophyta; Magnoliopsida; Asterales; Asteraceae
Product: thylakoid membrane protein TERC, chloroplastic
Exons: 14
Coding region: 140-1279 (379 amino acids)
Cellular component (GO): membrane
Source: RefSeq, a predicted model, not a curated record